CAAUGCCUCUAGUCGUACCUUGCAUGUAUAAUGGGACGAAUGUUCAUGCGAUUUCUGGUCACCGCAUCUCUAAUGUCCGUAUUGGCCGUGAAUUCGAAGGAAACCAAGGAUGAAUCGUGUCAUUUUUACAAAAAAAAACCUUGUGCUCCGAAUGUGAUAAAAUUUUAUCUCUACUCAAGUGAUUUUCCGGAAACUCCUGCAAUUGUGUUAGAUAAUUACAAUCCCAUAGUUCCACGUCACAUAGAUUUGACAUACAAAACCAAACUGCUUAUUCCUGGCUACGCUGAAAAUAUUUAUUUGAAUGAAACAAGAUUAAUUCGUGAAGAAUAUUUGAAACAACAUCGCGUGAACGUUCUAACUAUAGAUUGGCUUAGACUUUCUGAACUUCCGUGUUACCCAUCGGCCGUUUUCAAUGUUCGACAAGCGGGAAAAUGUACAGCAAACUUCCUCGAGAGACUUCAAGGCAAUAAUCCAAAGUUCAGCUUCGAAGAUCUCCAUGUCAUCGGUUUAAGCCUGGGUGCCCACAUGCCAAGUUUUACCAGCGACAUGCUGCAAGCACAAAUUGGGGUUAAACUCAAGCGUAUAACAGGUCUUGAUCCUGCCCUUCCAAUGUUUAGAACAGCAACGCGGCGAUGGAAGUUAGAUCCUUCUGAUGCCAAUUUUGUCGAUGUGAUACACACAAACGGUGGAUUAUUUGGGAAACUCGAACCUUGUGGUCAUGUUGAUUUUUACGUCAAUGGCGGACGAACACAGCCUGCAUGCAAACAUGUUUCACUUCCAGUGCUUUGUAGCCACCUGAUGGCCCUCGCGUACUACACCGAAUCUAUCUCCACUAAUGUCGGCUUCUGGACAACACAAUGUGACAGUUAUUUUGAGUACAUUUUCACAUCUUGUCGCUUCAACGUGGCCUCCCCGAGGGGCCGCAAAAAUAGAACACAAAUAUUAAUGGGCGAGUACUGUCCGACGAGUGCCAGAGGAAUUUAUUUUGUUCAGACAAAAACCACCAUACCAUAUGCUCUAGGUCUUCAUGAAAGGAUAAACAAUAUUAUAUUAUAGGUAAAACAUAAUAUACACACAGGUAUAGUUAUAGUUUUAGGAAGUGCGCUGACUACUCGAGUGGUGAAUUGGAGGAUAGAGAAUGGCGACAGGAACAAUCUUCAAAGAAAAUCAGUGACAUCGUAAGAUUGACGAAACACGCUUUAAGCAAGGCCAGCUGAAGUGAUGCUCAGAAGAUUCAGAUGGGGCCGACAUAAAUGGUGGCUAAUGAACAAACACACUGGGAUUCUUCAAUAGAGCUUUCCUGUGUAACAUACUGUAA
This is a messenger RNA of Topomyia yanbarensis, 1318 nucleotides long. Its product is annotated as pancreatic lipase-related protein 2-like. Gene Ontology annotation, molecular function: lipase activity. Lineage: Eukaryota; Metazoa; Arthropoda; Insecta; Diptera; Culicidae. Gene Ontology annotation, biological process: lipid metabolic process. The record is from RefSeq and is a predicted model, not a curated record. The transcript has 7 exons. Bases 31 to 1056 code for a protein of 341 amino acids.